AAAUCUCUCUAAUCCAGCUGGAUAGCAUGAUUCUUUCCCACCAAAUGCUAGUGAGGUGUGCUGCCAUCAUUGGCCUGACCUUCACUACGGAGCUGUUGUUCGAGAUUCUCCCUUGUUGGGAUAGGAAGAUGAUGAUCAAUGCCCUGGCAACCCUCAUGAAAUCUAACAUUUUUGAUGGUUUCCGGAACGGCAAGGAGUUUCGGAUGGCCCUAAAACACAACGCAACCUCAUUUGAGGUGCAUUAUCGUUCUCUGUCUCUGAAGCCCAAUGAAAGCCUGGCUCACCGUAAAGAGGAAGAGUUGCGGGAACUGGAGGGUGAGGUCAUUGAAUGCAGCAUCAUUCGAUUCUGCAGCCCUGUGAUGCAGAAGACGGCCUACGAGCUGUGGCUGAAGAAUGAAAAGAAAGCCAUGCACUUGAAAUGUGCCCUCUUCUUAGAAGUAAAUGCCCACAGGUGCAGCCAUUGCAGGAGCGGGGACUUCAUCCCCUACCACCACUUCACAGGGGACAUUCGGCUCAACACUUUGGACCUGGAUAUGAUUAAAAAGAUGGCCAAAGUCCAAGGAUUUCAAACUGAAGAAGAGAUCAUCUUUUCUAAAGCAGAGAUUCCUAAGAGAUCUGAGUUAUUUUCUGAAAAUCUCAGCCCUGAAGAAAUAAAAGAAAACAUUUUGAAUUUCUUUGACGCUGUUAUAACAAAAAUGAAGACAUCUGAGGAAAACAUUUUUCCCCUGGAAUCUUGCCAGUGUGAGGAAAUCCUAGAGAUUGUCAUCUUGCCUCUGGCCCAAAAUUUUCUGGUUUUGGAAGAAAACAGCAAAGCCUUGUAUUACUUUUUAGAAAUUGUAUCCGCUUAUCUCAUCUUGGGUGAUAACUAUAUGGCAUACAGGUAUUUGAAUGAGGGAGAAAAGUUGCUGAAAACUCUUGAGAAGGAAAAAUCCUGGAGUCUGAGAUUUGAGUCUGCCACCUUUUAUAGCCUCAAAGGUCAGGUCUGUUUCAAUAUGGGCCAAAUGACUCUUGCCAAAAAAAUGCUGAGGAAGGCACUGAAGCGCCUCAACCGAAUCUUUCCUAACAACAUAAUCUCCCUGGUUUUCCAUAUCCAUGUUGAGAAAAAUAGACGCUUUCAUUAUAUCAACCAGCAGGCCCAAGGGAACUCACCUCCAGGGAAGAAGAGACUGGCACAACUUUGCCAACAAACCGCCUGCUUCUCCCUGCUGUGGCAGAUCUACAGCUUAGAUCAUUUUUUUCACUACAAGUCCUUUGGCCUGCUGGCAGCUAUGAUGCAGGUGAAUACUGCACUGGAAACUCAAGACAACUUCCAGAUCAUUAAGUCUUACCUGGACUACUCACUGUACCAUCAUCUGGCUGGCUGCCAGGUUGUGUGGUUCAAAUAUGAAGUCAUGGCCAUGGAACAUAUCUUCAACCUUCCCCUGAAAGGUGAAGGCAUUGAAAUCGUGGCCCAUGUGGCUGGCACACUGGGCCACAUCAAGUUCAUCAUGGGACACCUGGACUUGGUCAUUGAAUUAGGCUCUCGAGCCCACAAGAUGUGGGCACUACUUCGGAACCCCAACCAACACUACGUAGUCCUCUGCAACCUUAGCAAAGCUUUCUUUCUGAAAAACAGAUACAAGAAAUUGAUCCAGGUGCUGGAGUGGCUAUGGGAGCUUUCUAUAGCCGAAGAACACAUCUAUAGCAAAGCAUUUUUCUAUUUUGUCUGCUUAGACAUCAUGCUCUAUUCUGGCUUUGUUUACAGAACCUUUGAAGAGUGUUUGGAAUUCAUACAGCAAAAUGAAGACAACAGAAUCCUCAAGUUUCAAAGUGGAAUCCUCCUGGGACUGUAUUCGUGUUUGGCUAUCUG
Carlito syrichta (Philippine tarsier) is the source of this 1849-nucleotide messenger RNA. RefSeq names its product adenylate cyclase type 10-like. Gene Ontology annotation, cellular component: cytoplasm. Lineage: Eukaryota; Metazoa; Chordata; Mammalia; Primates; Tarsiidae. The annotation marks the transcript as partial. Gene Ontology annotation, molecular function: protein binding; adenylate cyclase activity. The record is from RefSeq and is a predicted model, not a curated record. The transcript has 11 exons.